Molecule: messenger RNA, 3555 nt
Organism: Penicillium salamii
Lineage: Eukaryota; Fungi; Ascomycota; Eurotiomycetes; Eurotiales; Aspergillaceae
Source: the annotation of a GenBank genome assembly
AUGGAAUCACCGAAUUCAUCGCGCCGACGACCCCGCAGCGAAGAGGAAGAUGAAGAACCCGCCUCAACUGCUCACUCGCGCGCACCGAGUGCCAAACGCCCCCGCUUGAACCCCGCGGGAGGCGAUAGUGAGGUUUUCGAAGAAGAAAGUGUUGAAGCUGAAGGCGAAUAUGAAGAGGAAGAAAGUGGUGCAGAAAGUGAGGGAUCUGGCACCUCAGAAACCAUCGCCAAUCCACCGCAAGUUGUACCUCACGACGGGCUGGGCCCUGGUGGUUAUAAGCCGGGUGCCAUUGUACGCAUCAAAGUGACGAACUUUGUCACCUACACAUCGGCGGAGUUCUUCCCAGGCCCGAAGUUGAACAUGGUGAUUGGGCCUAAUGGCACGGGCAAAAGCACAUUGGUUUGUGCAAUUUGUCUUGGACUUGGAUGGGGCCCACAGCAUCUCGGACGUGCCAAAGAUCUAGGCGAGUUCGUCAAACACGGCAACAAAGAAGCCGUCAUCGAAAUCGAACUAUGUGGACCACCAAAGAUAGGCCACAACCCUGUCAUCCAACGAACAAUCAAGCGUGAUGGCAACAAGAGCUCUUUUCUGGUUGAUGGACAAACCGCCUCCAAGAACGAGGUACUCAAACUCGCUCAGUCAUUUGCCAUUCAGGUGGACAAUUUGUGCCAGUUUCUUCCUCAGGACAAAGUUGCUGAGUUUGCUGCGCUUACUCCAAUUGACCUCCUCCACUCCACCCAGAGGGCGGCAGCCGGUCCCGAGAUGCUCGAAUGGCAUGAUGCUCUGAAAAGUCUCAGGAACAAGCAGAAGAGAUUGGAGCUUGACAACGGUGGCGACAAGGAUACUCUCGCAAACCUGGAGAACCGCCAAGAAAUGCAACGGGCAGACGUUGAACGAAUGCGUGAACGUGCUGAAAUUGAAAAUCUUAUCAAGAUCCUUCAACAAUGUCGACCGGUGGUGGCGUACAAACAGCACUUGGAUGCCUUUAAUGCCGUGAAAGAGAAAAAGGCUCAGCUGAAAGAAGACUACGAACGGAUCAAGCAAGAGAAUGCGCCAGUCCAACAUGCAUUAGAAGCCAAAGCCGCCUAUAUCGAAGAGAUGAAUGGGGCCAAAGAUGAUCGAAGUGAUGCCGUUGACGAGGCGUCCAAGCGCGCCGCCGCACGGGGCAAAUUGAUUGAACAGCUGGACGCGAAAAUCAAUGAUAUCAACGGCCAAAUUGAAGGCGAGAAGAAGAGCGUCUCAAGCCAAAAGGCCGAAGCAAUGAAGACAAGGCAAGCCAUCAACAAACUCGAACGCCAAUUGAACGAUGAGCCCGUUGAGUUUGACCCGGAAUCUUUCAAUGAGUCUCUGAGAGAGAAACGACACCGGAAACGUGAGAUAGAGGUGGAAGCCGUGGAGAUCAAAGACAGGCGAACUCCUAUCGUGGAAGGCCAGAAAGAGGCCAAGAUGGAGAUCGAAAAGGCUGAGCGCCAGCUGGCCAAUCUGGACUCGGCAUCUGGUCAGCAAGAAAUCAAGCUUAAGAAUGCAUCUAGAGAUACGGCGGAGGCCUACGAAUGGCUUCUUAAGAAUCAGAACAAGUUUGAACAGGAAGUCUUCGGCCCCCCUAUUGUGACCUGCUCAAUCACAGAUCCAAAGUUUGCCGAUGCCGUCGAGUCUAUAUUCCAAAAGACAGACUUUACCUCAUUCACUGUUCAGAACCGAAAUGACUUCCGCACAAUGCAAAGGGAGCUCCUUGGUGGCAUGCAACUCCACGAUAUCUCCAUCCGGACCUGUUCGAUGUCACUUGACCAACUGAAGCCUCCAAUGCCUAAUGAUCAAAUCCGGCAAUUGGGGUUCGAUGGCUGGGCGAGAGACUUCCUCACUGGGCCUGAUACCGUCAUUGCCAUGCUGUGCAGCGAGAAGAACCUACAUGCGACUCCCCUUUCGGUCGGAGAAAUAUCCGAGGCAGCAUUCAGCAGGCUGCAGGAGAGUAGCUCGCUGAGCUCCUGGGUAUCCGGCAAGAGUGCAUACAAUAUCACUCGGCGCAGAGAGUACGGACCUGGUGCGACAUCAACACGGGUUCGACAGGUUAAGAGCGCAACUAUUUGGACCUCACAACCUGUUGACCAGAGUCUCAAGCAUCGAUACCAGGAGGACAUUGACCUAUGGAAAGAGAAACUUGCCGAUCUCACUAGGAAAUUUGACUCUGAAAAGGACACCGUUCAGAAACUACGUGAGGAAUCGGAGCAGCUCAACAAGGACAUGAAAGAGAUUGAGAAGGAGAAAGAGGCCAAACAGACUGCGCACACUCAAUACCGGGCAAUUCCAAAAUUGAUUGACGAUAAUAAAGCCAAGCUUGAUGCCAUCACGACCAUGUUUAGUGACAUGCGAGAAAGAGUCCGCGGUCUCCGCAACAAACAAGACGCCCUUGCAAACGAGAAGGCUGAGGCUACUGUGCAAUACGCCGAUGCCGUUGAAAUGUUCCGCCAGGCGUUUGAAGAGCUGAUGAACAUCCAAGUCCAAUUUUUGGAGGCCAACUCUGACCUGGUGACCUUGCGGCGACGCCAUGCCGAAACCGAGAGGGCGACGGCGGAGAAGAGACAGCUGUUCCAAGAUGCCGUCGCAUUGGCAAGAGAGCUCCAGACCAAAGCCAGGGAAGCCAGGCAGGAGGCUCAGAAGAUCAUCAAGGAUGUAGAGGAGUUGCCUGGCGGAAAAGAGAUCAUUGAUGGGCUUGCAGAUCACGAUAUCGCCCGUCAUGAGGCUGACAUUGAAUCCCAAGUGGCGCGGCUUCAAUUUACUCAUGGUGGAAGCGAACACAUGGUCAAGGAAUUCGAAGACCGCGAAAGGUCGAUUGCUCAGCUGCGGUCGAAACUUACCGAAUUCGAGAGGCAACUUGCAGAAAUGAACGGUGCCAUCGACGAAAUCCGUCAAAGAUGGGAGCCCCGACUAGAAGCCCUCAUUGAGAAGAUCAGUGAUGCCUUCUCUGAUUCAUUCCGACGGAUUGGCUGCGCUGGCCAGGUGACCCUGGGCAAAGCCGAAAGUGAGCCUGGUCCCAAUGGUGAGCCAGGAGCCAGUGAAUUUGCAGAGUGGUCCAUUGUGAUCCAUGUUGCAUUCCGCCAGGACGCGCCCCUGUCUGUAUUGAACGCGCACCGCCAAUCCGGCGGCGAACGCGCCGUGAGUACGAUCUUCUACCUGAUGGCGCUCCAGUCACUCUCCGCAUCACCCUUCCGCGUGGUCGAUGAGAUCAACCAGGGUAUGGACCCACGUAACGAGCGCAUGGUUCACGGACGCCUGGUCGACAUUGCGUGUGCCUCCAGUGAACCGGAUGAGGUCGACGACAGCGGCAACCCGAUCGGCGGGGGCGGGGGCGGCCAAUACUUCCUCAUUACACCGAAGCUACUCAAUGGUCUCGCUUACAAGCGGGGCAUGCGUGUGCUUUGCAUUUACAGCGGUGAGCACAUGCCCCAAGAUUAUGGCAAGAUCAAUUUCAAGGAAGCGAUUCGGAAGAUGGCCGCACUCACUGGUAAGGAGGCUGGUCCUCUCAUUGAGAAUCACCACACCCCGGUCGUUGCGUGA